AUGGACGCCUCGUCCUACAUGCACGGCGGCGUGGGCGGGGAGGCCUUUGCGGAUAUCGUCCUCGACGACGAGAUGAUGGCGAUGUGGAAUAGUGCGCCGUCCGCGUUCGACACGCAUUCGUGGGAUGUGUAUCUGUCGACGAUGGCCUCGCAGCCGGGGUCGCACCAUGGGAUCUGA
Messenger RNA from Schizophyllum commune H4-8, 177 nucleotides. RefSeq lists its product as uncharacterized. The coding region runs from base 1 to 177 and encodes 58 amino acids. The transcript has 2 exons. The record is from RefSeq and is a predicted model, not a curated record. Lineage: Eukaryota; Fungi; Basidiomycota; Agaricomycetes; Agaricales; Schizophyllaceae.